Aricia agestis (brown argus) is the source of this 1770-nucleotide messenger RNA. Its product is annotated as esterase FE4-like. Lineage: Eukaryota; Metazoa; Arthropoda; Insecta; Lepidoptera; Lycaenidae. Bases 133 to 1737 code for a protein of 534 amino acids. The transcript is spliced from 4 exons. The record is from RefSeq and is a predicted model, not a curated record.
CACGUGUAUGAUAACAGUGAUCGUUAUCACGCUAACUCUAUACUUAAAGUAUUGAAAUUCUUUUGCAUUUGUAGUGUUCAGAUAUUAGCACGGAGCAAUGUACUGUGAAGAGUAACAGCUACUAUUAAAAUCAUGACAACAUUAGUGCUUGUGUUUCUUGUGCUGUGCAAGCUUGUGGCGGCGGAGGAAUACUUGGAUGUGACCAUCGACCAGGGCCCAGUCCGAGGAUAUAAGACUUCUGAUGGUGUGUUUGCGUUUUAUGGUAUACAUUAUGCCACAGCGCCGACAGGACCUCAAAGGUUUAAUGCACCCCUGCCACCCCCAACAUGGGAAGACACAUUCGAAGCUACGGAGAGACUGAUUAUAUGUCCACAAGCUGCACGAGGAGGAGGGCAGUUUAUGAAAACUGUUGAAGAUUGUUUAGUAACUAACAUCUAUGUACCAGAUACCGAUGAGAAAAAUCUCCCAGUGGUAGUGUUCUUCCAUGGGGGAGCAUACCAAUAUGGCUACGGUGAAUCAAAGGAACCACAGAAAAUCGUUAAAACUAAAAAAGUUAUUGCUUUAAACUUUAACUAUCGAGUGGGGCCUAACGGUUUCCUUUGUCUGGGAACCAAGGAUGUUCCAGGAAAUGCUGCCAUGAAAGACCAAGUAGCGUUGUUGAGAUGGGUCCAACAAAACAUUAAAUAUUUUGGAGGCAAUCCUGCUGACGUCACUAUAGCGGGGUGCAGCGCCGGUGGAUCCUCCGUCGAUCUGCAUUUAGUCUCCAAGAUGUCCAGGGGACUAUUUAAAAAGGCCAUACCAGAGAGUUCUGCAAACUUAUGUUCUUAUAGUGUUCAACCAGAUCCUAUAGAAUAUGCUCAAAACUAUGCCAAAUUACUUAAUUUUACAAACGUGGAUGAUAUUCAAGCUUUAGAGGAAUUCUACAAGAAUGUGCCUUUUUCUGUACUAAACUCUAUUAACGUUAUGGAAAACCUGGAUUCUUCAGUAACAUUUGUUCCUUGCAUCGAAAGAGAUUUGGGACAGGAGAUGUUUUUAGAUACUGAUCCAUCGUACGUUUUGAAGACGGGCGCCUAUCGGAAGGUUCCGAUGCUGUACGGCUUCACCGAUAUGGAAGGCAUGUUGAGAUUAUCUUUUUUCCCUACCUGGAAAGGUUUAAUGAAUGAAAACUUUGCUGACUUCCUACCCGAAAAUCUCCAGUUCCAAAGCGAAGAAGAAAAACAAAGAGUGGCUCGAAAAGUUAAAAACUUUUACUUUGGAAAUAGAACUGUAGAUGAAAGCACUAUUGCUAAUUUCGUAGACUAUAUAACAGAUAUAACUUUUACACACGGGAUGCUGAAGUCUGCUGCGUUGCAAACAAAAGCUGGCAAUAACAACGUAUAUCUUUAUGAGUACGUAUUUGACAAAUCUGGAAACCUUCCAUAUAAUCUUCAUGGGGCAAAUCACUGUGACCAAUCAAUGGCUGUUUUAGAUGAAGCCAACGAAGAAGAUCUGUCAGCAGAAUAUAAACAAAUGAAAUCAACUAUGAGGGAUUUAUGGCUCAACUUUAUUUUGACCGGGAAACCAGUACCUGCAGAAUCCAGUUACCCCCAGUGGCCACCAGCGAAUACAAACAGAAGUCCUCACAUGGUUCUGAACACCACCAUGGAACUGAAGGGCAAAUUACAACCCAAGAGAGCCAAGUUUUGGGAUAACAUCUACAGCAAAUACUACAGGAAACCAAUACCUCCUACGUACUAAUUUUAAUCUGACUCUUAUUUUUUAAUCAUUUUA